Otolemur garnettii (small-eared galago) is the source of this 621-nucleotide messenger RNA. RefSeq names its product musculin (gene MSC). The coding region runs from base 1 to 621 and encodes 206 amino acids. The record is from RefSeq and is a predicted model, not a curated record. The transcript has 2 exons. Gene Ontology annotation, molecular function: RNA polymerase II transcription regulatory region sequence-specific DNA binding; protein dimerization activity; DNA-binding transcription factor activity, RNA polymerase II-specific. Gene Ontology annotation, biological process: skeletal muscle tissue development; regulation of transcription by RNA polymerase II. NCBI's taxonomy places the organism in Eukaryota, Metazoa, Chordata, Mammalia, Primates, Galagidae.
AUGUCCACGGGUUCGGUGAGCGACCCAGAGGAGAUGGAGCUGCGGGGGCUGCACCGGGAGUACGCGGUCCCCGCCUCCAAGAGGCCGCCUCUCCGCGGCACGGAGCGCAGCUAUGUCUCGCCCAGUGACAACUCCUCUGCGGAAGAGGAGGACCCCGACGGCGAAGACGAUCGGUGCGCUGUGGGCGCAGCCGGCGGCGCCCGAGGCUGCAAGAGGAAGCGGCCGCGCGCCGCUGGGGGCGUCGGCGCAGGUGGCGGCGCGGGCAGUGGAGGCAAGAAGCCCCUCCCGCCCAAGGGCUCGGCGGCGGAGAGCAAGCAGUCCCAGCGGAACGCGGCCAACGCCCGCGAGCGCGCCCGGAUGCGCGUGCUGAGCAAAGCUUUCUCCAGGCUCAAGACCAGCCUGCCCUGGGUGCCCCCCGACACGAAACUCUCCAAGCUGGAUACUCUCCGACUGGCUUCCAGUUACAUCGCGCACCUGCGGCAGCUGUUGCAGGAGGACCGCUACGAGAACGGCUACGUGCACCCGGUGAACCUGACAUGGCCAUUUGUGGUCUCAGGGCGACCCGAUUCUGACACCAAAGAAGUUUCUGCAGCCAGCAGACUGUGUGGAACCACCGCUUAA